Messenger RNA from Rubroshorea leprosula, 2808 nucleotides. The record is from the annotation of a GenBank genome assembly. Lineage: Eukaryota; Viridiplantae; Streptophyta; Magnoliopsida; Malvales; Dipterocarpaceae.
AAACAGAACCGUAAGUCAGUUUUCUCCUCCGUUUCCAACCUCAAAUUUCCUCUCUUUUCUCUACAAUUUCCUUCCUUCAUCUCCUCCUUCCCUUCUCAAUUUGGCAGGCUGUAUUUCUUCCACCAUUGUUCUUCUGCGUUUUGCAAAGUUUGGAUUGUUGCGAAGGCAUGUCCCCAGCUGCAGUUGAGAAGGAGAACCCGUCCUCUUCCGUCGUUUCUCAGGGAUCUGUUCAUGAAGAUCGACGUUUUGCUAAUCUCAGAGGCGUUCGAUGGCGUAUACAUCUCGGGAUUUUGCCGUCGUCUUCUUCAAUUGAUGAUCUCCGGAGGGUAACGGCUGAUUCUCGCAGAAGAUAUGCCACCUUGAGAAGGCGCCUCCUAGUAGAUCCCCAUAUCUCAAAGGAUGGAAGUAAUUCCCCUGAUCUUGCCAUGGAUAAUCCACUCUCACAAGACCCAGACAGCACCUGGAGUCGCUUCUUUCGGAAUGCUGAGUUGGAGAAAAUGGUUGACCAGGAUUUAUCUCGAUUAUAUCCAGAGCAUGGGAGCUAUUUCCAGACACCUGGAUGCCAAGGGAUGUUAAGACGGAUUCUUUUGUUGUGGUGCCUUAGACACCCUGAGUAUGGUUAUAGACAAGGAAUGCAUGAACUCUUGGCACCUUUGCUGUAUGUUCUUCAUGUUGAUAUUGAGCGUCUUUAUGAAGUUCGAAAACUUUAUGAUGAUCAGUUCACUGACAAGUUUGAUGGCUUAUCAUUUCAAGAAAAUGAUAAUACAUACAGUUUUGAUUUCAAAAAGUUUUUAGAUUCCAUUGAAGAUGAUCUUGGUUCUCAAGGGAAUUCAAAAAAGGUUAGGAGUCUUAAUGAGCUUGAACCUGAGAUACAGAAUAUUAUAUUGCUUACUGAUGCCUAUGGGGCUGAAGGUGAACUUGGUAUCGUCUUGUCUGAGAAAUUUAUGGAACAUGAUGCCUACUGUAUGCUUGAUGCUUUGAUGAGUGGGGCACAUGGUUCGGUUGCCAUGGUGGAUUUUUUUACUCCAUCACCUCCAGCUGGAUCCUGCAGUGGCUUACCCCCUGUCAUUGAGGCCUCAGCUGCAUUCUAUCAUUUGUUGUUUGUUGUUGAUUCAUCAUUACACUGCCACCUCAUUGAACUCGGUGUUGAACCCCAAUAUUUUGCACUUCGCUGGUUGAGAGUUUUAUUUGGACGAGAGUUUUCACUUCAAGAUCUCUUGAUAAUAUGGGAUGAGAUAUUUGUAGCAGACAAUACUAAACUGGUUAACAGUGCUGAAGAUGAUUUAGGUUCCAGCUUUAAAAUACUUAGUUCACCUCGGGGAGCAUUGAUCUCAGCCAUGGCAGUUUCAAUGAUACUUUACAUAAGAUCUUCCUUGCUUGCUACUGAGAAUGCAACAUCCUGUCUCCAGAGGCUCCUAAAUUUUCCUGAGAACAUAAACCUGAGAAAAAUUAUAGAGAAAGCAAAGUCUCUUCAGGUUCUUGCAUUGGAUGUUAAUGUAUCAUCCUCAUCUUUCCCAUUUAAUGGGGCAUAUAACCACAGCAAAUCAGUGGUACCAAGAAGUCUUAACCUUCCAUUGGAUCCAGUUUCUCCAAAAACUCCUCUAAGUGUGGUACCUGAUAGCUAUUGGGAAGAGAAAUGGAGAGUGGUGCACAAGGCAGAAGAGCAGAAGCAAGGUAGUUUAGAAAAACAAAAUUCAAGCCGGAGAAAAGGGUGGUCAGAAAAAGUAAGAUUGCGCCUAUCCAGAACAGAAUCUGACCCUUCUUCAUCAAGGGUUGAGAAUGGCAAAGGGGACCAUAGGUUAUCCAUGCGGCGAAGUUUGCUUGAAGAUCUGUCACGGCAACUUGGCCUUGAUGAACAAGGUGAAAAGGUAGGCUCCCAUGAAGUUUCUAGCCAAAAGGACCAAAAUUCUGUAGAAGCUCAGGUGGAGGGGCAUGAUGGUGUUAGCGAAGAGUUCACUUGUACAGCUGAAGAGAGAUGUCCAAGUGGGAAUGUUGUCAGUGAUGAAAACUCAUCUACAUUUUCAGACCCAACAAGCGCUGCUAGUGGCACUAAUGACCAGGAAAAUGACUCAGAGAAAAGUAGUGUUGCAUCAAAUUUGUUCAUUGAUGAAAAUGAUGAUCAUUCGUACAACAAUGUGGAAGAUUCACCUCUUCCAGUUUCCAUUCCUCCUGAUGGUGUCUGUCCAAAUUCUCCAGACAAGAAUGAUUCUACAGGAAAAGCAGAAGCAGGGUUGAAGGAUCGGAAGCUUCUACCUGGCAAAUUCCAGUGGUUUUGGAAGUUUGGACGAAGUUCAGUUAAUUACGAGACAUCUGAGAAAGGAGGUGGUACUCAUGAGGUUGCUGAAUCUGCAGAUGGUGAAAUUAAUAAGAGGAAUGAAAUAGACUCUUCCACUGCUGAUGUUUCUCUUAGUUCAUCUUCCAGCAGCAAAGGAGAAGUUGUGGACCAGAAUGUGAUGGGAACUUUGAAGAAUCUUGGGCAGUCUAUGCUUGAACACAUUCAGGUUCUUGAGUCUACUUUCCAGCAAGACCGGGGUCAGGGGUCAUUGGAGAACUUCUCUAAAAACGUUCUUGUUGGCAAAGGACAGGUUACUGCCCUUACAGCUCUAAAGGAGCUUCGGAAGAUCAGCAAUCUUUUAUCAGAGAUGUGAGGUUUCAUCCAUUUAUGUAUACAUGUAUAUACUUUUUGUAAUUUACCAUUUUUUUAGCCCAAAAUAAAUUAAGUUUUGACAGCUUCCAAAUUUUGUAAACGAGGGUUGUUCCAUGAUCCUGCGAAGAUUUAAAUGCUCAUAAUAAUUUUGACAACUCAUC